Molecule: messenger RNA, 1614 nt
Organism: Etheostoma cragini (Arkansas darter)
Lineage: Eukaryota; Metazoa; Chordata; Actinopteri; Perciformes; Percidae
Exons: 2
Coding region: 547-1614 (355 amino acids)
Molecular function (GO): nucleic acid binding
Source: RefSeq, a predicted model, not a curated record
CAAAACCACUCACUGGGUUUGCAAAACUAAAAGCACAAACACUGCAUUGCACUCAGUUUGCAAUUUUGUAACACACAUUUUGCAAAACUGUAGGCACAAUUCACUGCACAACACUCUUUUUGCAGAACUUUAAACACAACUCACUGCUUACACUCAAUUACCAAAUUUCCAACACACUCCUAGCAAAAUUAUACACAUGUAUGGCUAUCAUUAACACUAUUUUGCCAACUGUCUGGCACACUUUCACAUGUGAAAACAAUUUUAGAUAAUUAGUUCACUUUGCAAUCAGCCUAAGCACUAUAAAUAAGCCACAGGUAAGCUGUCUGUGUGGAGUACAAUGGAUGGAGCAGUAAGAGUGAGAAGAGUGAGAAUCAGAGGAGGCCGAGGGAGAGGACGUGGAGUUGAAGAAGCAAGACGGUUAGAGGAAGAGGACAAGGAGGAGCAAGAAGAGGACGAGGAGGGGAAAGAGGAAGGGUAAGAAGAGUAAGAAAUAGAAUAACUGAUGACAUCAGAGCUACACUAGUGGACCAUGUCAUCAACCAUGGGAUGACCCUGAGGGAAGCUGGCCAACGGGUUCAGCCUAAUUUGAGCCGCUACACUGUGGCAAGCAUCAUCAGGACAUUUCGAAAUGAGAAUCGAAUUGCUAGACGUCCAGAUGUUGGGGGCAGAGGAAGAAUGUUCACUCCAGAGCAAGAGACCCAUAUAGUGAACCUGGUGAUUGCCAAUAAUGCAAUACGACUGCACGAAAUACAGCAGCGUAUAGUUGAUAAUGACACCAUCUUUCAAAAUAUACACAGUGUAAGCAUUUCUGCACUAAGUCGUGUACUUGCGCGCCACAGACUAAGAAUGAAGCAAAUUUACAGAGUUCCUUUGGAGAAUAACACAGAACGUGUAAAGCAACUGCGAUAUGACUAUGUGCAGGUAAGCUCUAGUGUCAUUGGUUCUGAAUUUGGAAGUGCAUACUGUAGUGCUGUGCAUGGGCCUGAUGUGAUGCAUUUGUUUUGUCUUGUCCAGAGAGUGAUGGAACUAGAAGCAGAUGCCAUGGGACAUGAGCUACUUUUUGUAGAUGAGGCCGGUUUUAACCUCAGUAAAACCAGGAGACGUGGCAGGAACAUUAUUGGACACCGUGCCAUCAUCAAUGUCCCAGGACAACGUGGUGGUAACAUAACCAAGUGUGCAGCUAUAAGCCAAAAUGGUGUUGUUCACCAUCAUGCAACCAUAGGCCCAUACAACACUGCACACAUUAUUGCAUUCCUGGACACCUUACAUGACAUGCUCACUGUUCAGAGACCAGAGCAUACCCGAUAUGUCAUCAUAUGGGACAAUGUUAGUUUCCACAGGGUUGCUUUGGUCCGCAACUGGUUUACAGACCACCCAUUCUUCAUGGCACUCAACCUCCCUCCAUACUCUCCAUUCUUAAAUCCCAUUGAGGAGUUCUUCUCUGCCUGGCGCUGGAAAGUGUACGACCGUCAUCUUCAUCAACAGGUAGCCCUUUUACAUCAAUGGAGGAGGCAUGUGGAGAUAGUGACCAGGCAUCAUGUCAGGCCUGGAUACGGCAUUCAAGGAGAUAUUUUCCCCGGUGCCUUGGACUGGAGGAUAUUGCAUGUGUUCUGA